UAACAGUCCCUAUAAGGACCGCUCGAUCUUGAAUCCUGAUCAAAUUAGAAUGGAUUUUCUACAUAGCGAGAGAUACUGCUACCAGAUCAGCAUUUCAAAACUGUAGAAAUCUAUUCCAAUAUCAGCAGUCAAUUUCAAUUUCUUAUUCAACAACUUCUUCGGCCAUGAGUUUACAAUUUUAUGAUCUCUGCGAACGUUUGCCAGACGAGAUCAUACAUAGAAUCUUUGAUUUGAUUCCAAAAUCUGUAUGGGGAGAACUUUUGCGAUUCGAGUCACCGGCAAAGGCGUUGGCAUUAAGUAAGUUCUAUCGUUCAGUAUACAUUGGCAAUGUGUUGAUACCCGACAAUCCUCUCGAGUGGCAUUACUUUUCUCUCGAGGCUUUUAUUGCUUUCAAUAGGAAACAUCCGUCUUUCCAGUGGUCAACUAUAACCUUGUUGCAAGAUGACUUUCUUGCCCUAAUCCGUCUACUUCCAGGGGUAGCUUCGAGCGCCAAAUUGUUCAUAAUUGAAACCAAACGUGACAAAGAUUUCGGUUUUGUAAAGGCUCAUGAAUCCCUCAGUUGUGCGUUUUACUUUAUACGCAAUAGAGAGCAUCCCUGGGAAAAUAUUUUUAUCGAUCAUAUACCCUUCAACACCAUUGGUUGGAAGGUCGGAAACCCCUCUUGGCACAUGAUAGAUACUUUCACCAAUUUAACCAAUCUUCAAGAAUUGGAAAUACUGGAACGACGUUUUUCAUUUCAAGAAUUGGAAAGUUUUCCCAAGAAUUUGAGAAAACUUUUGAUUAUUUUAGAUGUAAAAUACGACGAAGAAGAGCAUAAGAUGAUCUUGAAUUUACCAAACCGCUUGCGAGAAUUGAAUUUAAGUCUCUUGCGUGAGAAUGUGUUGUCAGAGGAUCGUCCAGGGCCAGUUCCGAUAUGGGACAUAUCACACCUAAUAAAUUUGACCAAGUUGACCCUUGUGGACGAUCGAGGAUUGCGGUUGGAUGGUUGGAGGUUACCACUUUCUAUUUCAUCGCUAGAUUUUUCAAACGUACCAGUAUUCAAUCUAAUGGGAAUUGAGGAUCUUACUACAUUAAGAGAUGUGAGCAUUAUGGCAACUGGUCCUGUUGAUAGCAAUUGGUGUUUAUUUCCAGACAGUGUUAGAAUUUGGGAUGUUUCUAGUGACCUUACAAGUUUCUCACCUUCUUUGAGGGCUAAAGAAAUAAUUACGUUCAAGUUGACUACCGGUCUGUAUGCUAUGCCUCCUACAAAUAUAACUUUAAAUUGUGAUUCGUUCGAAUUAGGAUAUUAUUAUUCUCCUUCUACUUUUCCAUUGCUGGACUUCUAUGAUUUCUCACAAAUCCACAAUUUGACAUCAUUAUUGAUUGAAAGCAGUGAUUUGGUUUCUCUUUCUAAAUUGAAACUUCCCUACACAUUGCAGAAACUUCAUCUCUAUGGCUGCGGGGACUUAGAGAGCCUAGAAGGAUUGGAGAAAUUAGAGAACUUGCGCAGCUUCGGUUUAGAUGGAUGUUUUGAGACCCCAUUUAUCAAAGCAUUAGUGAAGACAAUUGUAUUUCCAGAGAGGUUAGUGGAAUUGCGAUUAAGAUUGGGAUCCACCAAAUCAGAUUGGCUAGUUGAUGUUUGCAAUAAUCCAGAAGAUUAUUGUGAGGUUCAAAAGAGUCUGUAUCAUCAUGAAUCUUCUUUUGACGAUAUACUCUUUCGAAGAUGUAUACGUGUGGGGGAUCAAUUCCACCUACCCAAUUCGAUAACGAAGUUGACUAUUGCAGGUGAUGCAUUGGCCAUCGAAGAUACUAUCAAAUUGCCAGAAAAUCUCUAUGAAUUGGAUCUUUAUGAUGUUGCUGGGUUUUCUCACUUUUCGAAUUUGAAGUUGCCUGACACAUUACGGAUUCUUCUGUUACCGCGGAUAUUCUUGCGAAGACAGUUUGAAGAGUACAAAUUUCCUAGUGGCUUGUCCCACUUGAAGCAUAGAGGUAAUUUAGUAACAGCACAAAACCACGACUUCUUUGAUCUACUCCACUGUGAAGGGCCAAGAUCACUUCGACAGGUGCCACACCACGCCGCGAUUGAUUUCUCAUAGAAAAAACCUUCUACAUAUAGAAAUGGGUGCAAAAAAUGCUGCGAAUAGACUUCUUAAAUGCAUUCCAUACUUCAGAGAAAAUGGCCCUGGGACUUGCGACGUUCCUACUGUAAAUGGGAAGCGGUACCAGUGACAGUCAGUGUCAAAAGGAUUCUCGUAGUAAUUCAUAAUUCAUUCUCUUCGUAAGCGUUUGUAUAGCGAGUAACUUCAGUGAGAGGUGAGGUGUGAGAAAAGUCACCAAAGAUUUUUGCUACUCGUUAUCAACUCUUAAAUAUAAAUCUAGAUGUCC
Scheffersomyces stipitis CBS 6054 is the source of this 2364-nucleotide messenger RNA. RefSeq lists its product as uncharacterized. The record is from RefSeq and is a predicted model, not a curated record. Lineage: Eukaryota; Fungi; Ascomycota; Pichiomycetes; Serinales; Debaryomycetaceae. The coding region runs from base 165 to 2075 and encodes 636 amino acids. The transcript has a single exon.